AUGAAUACUACACUAAGUCGACAAAAGUUCGAUGAUGUAUCGAACACAAGAUAUCAACACUAUACAAGAAAACGAGCGUAUACUCAGGGUGAUGAAGAUCAACCUCGUAAUAAGAGAUUCAGAACUUCUUCACCCAUUUCCUCAUCCCCUACAUUGGCAAUUAUCGAUGACGUAGGACAUAACCAAAAUGCAUCAAAAUCCGCCAUUCCUUGGGAAGACGAUUUCGAAUCAAGGCCACGAAUUAUUGACCUUUCUACAGGCGAAAUACUUCGGUCAGUUCCGUCUACCAAACAAAAAAAAUUUGACCGCUUCUCGGACGCUGGAAAAAAUGAAUACAUUCAAAAUGCUAGUAACAAUAAUUCUCGAAAUUCGGAGAAUUGUGAAGUUAGCAACGAUAGGGAACUCGAAGAAAAAAAUCUUAGAUCUAUUAUUCGAGAACUUAAAGCCAACAUUAACAAAGAUGUUCAAUCUGCAACAAACCCUGUUAUUCAAACAUCACAGAAUUUAUUGAUGGUAUUGAAUAGCAAGAACGUAAGAUUAGAAUUUGCGGAUCAAUGUCAACAAGCGUUAGGUAGAUACAUGCGGUCACAAAUUGAUCACGUAGAAGAUGAUUCUUGUGGAGUAUACGGAAAGGAGAUGGUCUUGUAUCGCCCAUAUCAAGAUGAGUACGUCAACGAUAGUAGUGGUAAACCUAAAAUUGAGGAGAUUACUGAUGCAGAGGAAACUGUUGAAGAAAAAACUAUCGAAAUUAACGAAGGUGACAUCGAUAUGUGUGAUGCGGAUGCCGACACGAGUGAAGCAAUAAUGGAAAUUGAGCAAUUAAAUGAUCAGGAAGCUGAUAAGAUUGAUGAAAUGGACAUAGAUUGA
Molecule: messenger RNA, 867 nt
Organism: Acaulospora morrowiae
Lineage: Eukaryota; Fungi; Glomeromycota; Glomeromycetes; Diversisporales; Acaulosporaceae
Source: the annotation of a GenBank genome assembly